Molecule: messenger RNA, 650 nt
Organism: Cetraspora pellucida
Lineage: Eukaryota; Fungi; Glomeromycota; Glomeromycetes; Diversisporales; Gigasporaceae
Source: the annotation of a GenBank genome assembly
AUUCUACGUCGACAAAGGAAUCUAUAACUACAUUAGAUGAAAUUUUCACAUCAAAUGAAAAAGGUUCAAAGUCUAAAAAAGAAAAGGAGACUAAUCCUGAAGAACAAUUUUUUAAGAAUUUUCGUUUACGUCGUAUAGUCAAAGAAAAUCACGGGCAUGACAUAAAUCAGCUGGCUUUUUUUUUCAAUUUAACAAAUUAUGAGGCGCCCGUAGGUUUAGAAUACAAAAAAGUUUUUAACAAACUUGGUCAUGUCGAACGUAAUAUAAAUGAUUCAAGUAACGUUUUGGCAAGCGCAAAUAUCUACGAUAAUGAGCACUGUGGUGAUCACCUGGAUAUUGUAUCCAAUUUUGCUAUUUGUGAAAAUAUUGAUCUAGCCUCAGGCGAACUAUUAACUUGUUGUUGGUUGCAUCGAGAUGAAGAUGCCUUGCUGGCUAUUGCUGGAAAUUCACGGGCUAUAUAUAUUAUUAGUCUUGCCUUAUCCAUUACUUUAAAAACCUUGUGGGGGCAUACUGAUGUCAUCACUGAUAUUCAAAAACACCCGAAAGAUGAUCAACAUAUAUUGUCUGCAGCAAAAGACGCAAGUGUGAGGUUAUGGCAUGUAGAUAAAGGCACGUGUUUGUACGUGUUUGAAACUAGAGCUUCAGUAAUU